AUGUAUAAUCUGGGCAAAGCCGAUUUCUUUCAGAAUCCGGGGCAGGACCCGGCCUACGUCUUGGAGAUUGUUCCCGUCGCAGGGGGUCUCGCUGCCAUCUCGUCAGACCAGAAACUCACCCUCUUCAGCCCCUUGAAUUUAAGCCAGGGACCACUCAAGACAAUACGAACAGCACACGGUAACAUCACAUGUGCAAAAGCUUUUGAUGAGUCCAACUCCAUCAUCUGUACAGCUGGGGAAAAUGGCACCGUUUCAUUGUGGGAUCUGCGACUGGACGGGUCGAAAGCACAGAUAGCCACUCCAACAGCUGACUUGAUGUGUCCAGGGAGUGAUGCACCGAUAGUAUCGCUGGCAUGUUCCGCAGGGGGAAACGCUAUAGCAGCUGGCACAGAGUUGGCGAACCACCAGGCCUCCAUCCUCAUCUGGGAUGCUCGUGCCGGCUCUACACCCAGGAUACGCUAUGAUGAGGUUCACAGCGAUGAUGUGACAGAGCUCAACUUCCACCCUACCUCACCAUACAUCCUACUUUCGGGCUCCACAGACGGUCUUGUCAACGUCUGCGAUACCACAAUCACAGAUGAGGACGAGGUCGUCAUUCAGACCUUCAAUCACGGCUCUGUUCACCACGCAGGGUUUCUCAAUAACACUGAGGUCUACGCCACAAGCCAUGACGAAAAGUUCGCCCUAUACGACAUGGCAGAGACCCAGGAGAAAGGCUCCGCGACGGUCGACUUUGGCGACAUCCGGGACGUGCUCAGGUGCCAGUAUGUAGCCAACGUGACGCCUAAAUUGGGCGACAACGGCGCCGUGAUUGGUGCCGGCUCUCAAGACCAACAAUUCUUCCAAUUGAUACACAUGUCCAAGUCACCAGGUUGGAGCUUCAGCGCGGAUACAAGCGUUGGUCUCCCGGGCGCCCAUGGCUCAGAAUUGGUGCGAAGCUUCCGAUUCUUCGACCAGGACCAGGUCGUCUUCACCGCUGGGGAAGAUGGCCAGAUCAUAGCAUGGCGUCCGAGUUGA
Cryphonectria parasitica EP155 is the source of this 1017-nucleotide messenger RNA. Its product is annotated as WD40 repeat-like protein. The transcript is spliced from 4 exons. The record is from RefSeq and is a predicted model, not a curated record. Bases 1 to 1017 code for a protein of 338 amino acids. Gene Ontology annotation, molecular function: protein binding. Lineage: Eukaryota; Fungi; Ascomycota; Sordariomycetes; Diaporthales; Cryphonectriaceae.